Messenger RNA from Penicillium taxi, 1740 nucleotides. Its product is annotated as ubiquitin-specific protease UBP6. Lineage: Eukaryota; Fungi; Ascomycota; Eurotiomycetes; Eurotiales; Aspergillaceae. The transcript has 3 exons. The coding region runs from base 1 to 1740 and encodes 579 amino acids. The record is from RefSeq and is a predicted model, not a curated record. Gene Ontology annotation, molecular function: cysteine-type deubiquitinase activity; proteasome binding; protein binding. Gene Ontology annotation, biological process: proteasome-mediated ubiquitin-dependent protein catabolic process; regulation of proteasomal protein catabolic process; protein deubiquitination.
AUGGCGUCUAUACCAAUCAUUAUCAAACAUUCAGGCAAACGCCACGAAGUCGAGCUCGAUCCUACGUCUACCGGCGAAACAUUGAAAUACCAGCUAUUCUCUCUAACUGGUGUCGAGCCAGAUCGUCAAAAGGUGCUCAUUAAAGGUGGCCAGCUCAAGGAUGACACCCCACUGUCUGCCCUUAAUGCCAAGCCAGGGCAGACUUUUAUGAUGAUGGGUACACCUGGCCAGGGAAGUGAAAGUCUCGGUCGACCCAAGGAGGCAGUGAAGUUUCUGGAGGACAUGACUGAAGCUGAGGUGGCACAACAAGCGGGCGCUACCCCAGCUGGUCUGCAGAACCUAGGCAAUACGUGCUAUUUGAAUUCUACUCUCCAAACCUUGCGGGGCAUUCCAGAGCUGCAAGAGGAACUCCAGAAGUACCGUCCUAGCAACAGCUCUGGUCAGUCUGGUCUCUCUGACCUCAGCAACUUUGGCCUCGGUGGGUUGGACAGCACUCGGGACCUGGCAGCAUCCCUGCGAGAUCUGUUCAGACAGAUGUCCAAGACGCAGGAAGGUAUUCCGCCACUGAUGUUCUUGCAAGCCCUCCGAACUGUAUUUCCUCAAUUCGCCCAGCGAGACCGUAAUGGCCACGGCUAUGCGCAGCAAGAUGCCGAGGAAGCAUGGUCGCAAAUCCUCAACCAGCUGCGGAGCAAAGUGACAAUCACUGAUGAAAAUGGGGGUUCCACUUCCCAGAUCUCUUUUGUUGACAAGUAUCUGGCGGGUCAGUUUGAGUCCGUCAUCAAGUGUGAUGAUCCUGCAGUGAUUGAGGUUGACGAAGAACCCAUCGAGUCCUCUGACAUUUUCUUCAAGCUGGACUGUCACAUUGGCAAAGAGACCAAUCACCUCGCUGAUGGAAUCAUGGCCGGAUUGGAGGAGCAAAUUGAGAAGCAGUCCCCAACUCUCGAGCGCAAUGCCUUGUACACGAAAAAGUCACGCAUUGCUCGGUUGCCAAAGUAUCUUACUGUGCACUUCGUUCGUUUCUUCUGGAAGCGUGAGACUCAGAAGAAGGCCAAGAUCAUGCGAAAAGUGACAUUCCCCGCUGAAUUAGAUGUGGUGGAAUUUUGCACCGAACAGCUUCAGAAGCAGCUUGUACCUGUCCGCGACAAAGUUCGAGAGAUCCGCAAGGAUGAGCUCGACGUUGAUCGUUCCCGCAAGCGCCAGAUGCUGUCUCAGCAGCGUGAGGAGAAGCAAAAGAACAACGAAAGCGAGGCUGGUGAAAGCUUGGAGCCCAUGCAAAAGAAGAAGGCGGCUUCAGAGAACAAGGGCAAGGCCAGUGACAAGGACGGAGAUACCACUAUGGAAGAAGAAACCUUCAAGACUGACGCUGAGCACGAAGCUGAGAAGCUUGCUGCCAUAAAGGUCGCGAAACAGGAGCUAUAUGACUUGGUCAAACAGAACGGCUCUGAUGACAGUGGAACAAACCAGUCCGGCCUAUACGAACUCCGUGGCGUCAUUACACAUCAAGGGGCCAGUGCGGAUAGUGGUCACUACACCGCAUAUGUUAAGCAGGAUUCAAAGUCAGAUGACGCUCAAACUGGUAGCAAGCGCCGGGAGGGUGACGACAGCAAGUGGUGGUGGUUUAACGAUGACAAGGUGACCGAGGUGGAAGCCGAGAAGAUCGAAACCCUUGCGGGUGGUGGUGAAACUCACUCUGCUCUGAUCUUACUGUAUCGUGCCAUUGACCUACCUAAGCUCGAUUGA